GGAGGACCUUCUGCUGUCAGGCUGCAGCAGAGACCAGAUCCAAGUCACCGGCGUGUCUGGAACUAGCCAUCUAAGUGGGAAGGACGUGCAGAAGCGAAAGAAAACGACGAGAAAGGCCGUUUUCUUGUUGUUGCUGCUUGGUCUCUGCUUGUUCAGCAGAGUUGAAUAGGUUUCCGGAAUGAUAGUGGCUCUGGUUGUGGCGUUUUGCUGUCUUCACCAUACCACCGGUCAGUUAAGGACUCCUUUAAACAAAUAUAUAAGUCAUUAUGAAGAGUUGUCUUAUGACACGGAAGCCUUGCACCAAAGUCACCAGAGAGCCAAGAGGGCACUCUCUCCUCAUGACAUGACUGUGCACCUUAACUUUCACGCUCAUGGAAGACAUUUUCCGUUGCGGAUGAAGCGGGAUACGACUUUGUUUACUCCAGAUCUGGUCAUCGAGGAUUCAGGGGACCAGCCACCCCUUGACACGUCACACAUAUACAGCGGAGAGAUCUUUGGUGAAAGGAACACUCGGAUCCAUGGCUCUGUAGUGGAUGGACGGUUUGAGGGUUUCAUUAAUACCGAUCUAGGCACAUACUAUGUUGAACCUGCAGAGCGGUAUCUUCAGAACAAGAACACGACUGUCCACUCUGUCAUCUAUCAUGAGGACGAUAUUGACUAUCCGCAUAAGUACGGUCCAGAGGGCGGCUGUGCUCACGAUUCUGUGUUUGAGAGGAUGAAGAAGCACCAGAUGUCUGCAGUAGAGGAGUCAGACAAAGAGAUGAACUUUGAAAAGGAGGAUGAAGAAGAAGACACUUAUGGUCCAGUGAUUCUGAGGAAGAAGAGGGCAGCAGAAAAUGAGAAAACUGUCUGUCAGCUCUUUAUCCAGACCGACCAUUUAUUCCUAAAAUACUAUGGGUCAAGAGAGGCUGUCCUUGCACAGAUUUCCAACCAUGUAAGCGCUAUUAAUGCAAUUUAUAUGAACACAGAUUUCAUGGGCAUAAAAGGGAUCAGCUUCAUGGUGAAAAGGAUCAGGAUAAAUGGCACAAAGGAGGCAAAUGACGAAAGUAAUCCUUUUCGCUUUUCCAACAUCGGAGUGGAAACGUUUUUGAACCUGAACUCUGAGCAGAACCACGAUGACUUCUGCUUAGCCUACGUCUUCACUGAUAGGGACUUUGAUGAUGGUGUGCUUGGCUUGGCUUGGGUCGGGUCUACUGCAGGCAGCUCUGGAGGAAUAUGUCAAAAGACAAAAAAAUAUGGUGAUGGAAAGUACCAGUCCCUCAACACCGGCAUCAUUACUGUGCAGAAUUACGGUUCCCACAUUCCUCCCACGGUGUCGCACAUUACCUUUGCGCAUGAAGUUGGGCACAACUUUGGUUCUCAUCACGACAGUGAAAUGGAAUGCAAACCUGGAGAGUCAAAUGAUCGAAACACAAAGAAGCUGGGCAACUAUAUCAUGUAUGCCAGAGCAACAUCAGGGAGCAAAUUAAACAACAACAAGUUCUCACAAUGCAGCCUCCACAGUAUUAAUAGUGUUCUGUCAAGGAAAAGAAACAUCUGUUUUGUUGAGCCUGGCCAGGCUAGCUGUGGGAAUGGACUUGUGGAAAAUGGAGAGGAGUGUGACUGUGGCUACAGUGAAGAAUGUAAAGACCCCUGCUGCUAUAGCGCCAGCGAAGAAAUAAGCAAACGGUGCAAGAUUAAACCUGGCACUGAAUGCAGUCCUAGCGGAGGUCCAUGUUGCUCAAAUGAGUGUAAAUUUAAGAAUUCCAGCAAUACAUGCAGACUGGAGUCUGACUGUGCCUUGAAGGGCUUUUGCAAUGGAAGUAGUGCUCUGUGCCCAAAAUCAAAAGCAAAAGAGGACUUCACCACUUGCAAUUCAGAAACACAAAUUUGCCAAAAUGGAGUCUGCACUGGUUCCAUUUGCCAUAAGUAUAAGCUAGAGGACUGCAUUUGUUCCAGUGAAGAUAUCAUGAAUAUGCCAGCUGAGCUGUGCCAUGUGUGCUGCCAGGAGAGCCUUGACCCCACCACCUGCAGCAGCACAAGUUCUGAGAGAUGGGCCAAAUACUUCAACAAAACAGUUUUAACAAUGCCGCCUGGCUCACCCUGCAAUGAUUUUAAGGGGUAUUGUGAUGUGCUCAAGAGGUGUCGUGUGGUCGAUGCUGACGGGCCUUUAUUAAGGCUAAGGAAAUCCAUCUUCAAUCCAGAGCUCUAUGAAAAUAUCUCAGAUUGGCUGGGGGCUUACUGGUGGGCUAUACUUUUAAUUGGAAUUGGUUAUAUAGUGCUGAUGAUGGGAUUCAUCUGUUUAUGCAGUCCCUUCAUCAAAAGCCACAACAAGAGUUACAAUGACAAGAAACCAUUACCAGUUACCCGAAGAACACCGCAGCAUUCCAGCUCGAGUGUCCGUUACACAGCAGCCAAUCCCAGGAAUACCAGGAGAACCUGAGAUCAAAUUCUGCUUUAUAAUGAGUACCUAAAACACCAAUGGUUUCCUCUAAAGAUUUACCUCUACCUACAUUGCAUCUUCAUGUUAAUGAACAAAGCCCAAAGUUUCUGAGAAUAGAUUGAGCGGCCUUUUUCUCAGAGCCAGAACUACGAUGGUUUCAGGAUUUAUAUUUUAUAAAAAAAAGUUAAAAUUUACAGGGAGGUGCAACUCACUAAGCCUUUUUUUUGUCUUCAUAAUCGAUGUUUUCUUUUAUAGUAUGUGUGUUUGUCACCAUGGACAUGGAAACAUAUCUAUGCCUUUGCAGUGAUCCUAUUGGUUGAAAUGAUUAGCACUUUGCUCCAUUUAUCGUUUUCAACAUUUAUUUUUGAUUCAAUAUCUCAGGAACAAUACAAUAAUAGAAAAUACAUGCUGGCUGCCUUGUAAUGUCUGAAGUUGAAUGACAAGAUUGCAAACGCACAAUUUGGAUGAGAAGAUGACAUCACAAGGGAAUGCUACUGGUGAUAUGGUUUUGAAGUUGCCUUAAUGCUCUGAUAUGUAGAUGAACCCAAAUGUUUGUGCCCCUCUUGAAUGCUGUAUAGUCUACAACUGAUUUUACAAGUCAAUCCUCAGAGUUUACUUUUUUUGCUGUGAUGAUAAGUAUAGAGAAGAAGAACGUGGAGGCAAAAAAUUUGUUUUAAUGACCUCAUAUUUCUAAAAAAUAUAUAUGUCGUGGGGGGGGGAACCAUUACACUGUUUAUCGUUCCCUCCUGACAAACCCAGCAAAGGUAUAAUAUUUGAAUUUUCAGUUCCUUAGUUUUAUUUGCAAUCUCAAUUUGGUAAAACCAAUGCACUGUAAUGAAACUUUUUAGAUUCUGAUGGUAUGACUUGACUGCUACUCUUUACAUUUAAUACUGUAAGUUCCUUAUUCCCUUGUUGAUUUGGAUCUUCUCUAGAAAAACGUAGUUAUCCACGUUACACCCUCUUAGUUUAAUUUGGUUACAUUAAAAAGUGUCGGAGGAGAUUGACCUGUAUCGACAAUCGUCUUAUCCAAAAAGAGCCCCUAUUGAUACCAAGCGAGCGUUAUUUACUAGUCCGAGCUGCUGAAGAAAAGGCUUUAGUCACGAUAGUGUGUGACAAUAGAAUAAAAGCAUAAACGGGUAUUGCAUAGGUUAUAGACUGCUGACACAGAUAUGCAGACAUUUUAUAAAUUGUUUUAUGUUUUACCUUUGUACUACAAAAUUUGUCCUUCACGCACGCAAUCUGCUGUCUUGUGUCAGAUAUAAAGGUGUUACUUCACAGUCAGAUAAACCGGAGUGGACCUCUUUCAAGUUACAUUCAAAUGAAUUUCUCUCAUAGGGGAAGGCAGCUUCAUUAUAAUCCAUCUGGAGGUACUGUUGAAGGGCUAAAAACUGUAAUAAUUAAUUUUCAAAAAUAACUGAAAUAGUUUUAGGUAAAAAUAGACGUCAACAAGAAGGUGCUGGCCGACUUUGUUUUCUCUAAAAGGGGCCAGGAGGAUAUGGAUCAGUGGACAGCAGAAAACACAUUGGCCUCUUUAUAGAGAAAUGUCUUUUAAUGUGAUUACCUCAGUGAUACUAAAAAUGCACUGCUACAAUGCUGUGAACUAAAAAAAAAGAUAUUUUUGUAUUUUUGUCCUUUUUUUUAACUUCUUCUGUUUUGGGGUUAUUUUGGGUUGUGUGUGAUUGUGUGGGGGUAAAUAUUUAAAAUAUUUUAAACUGAGCAAAGAUCGCUGUUUUAAAGAACCAUAAUUAAGAUUUUUUUUAGGGCUUUUUGGUUUAUUUUCUUGGGUGUUUUUUGGGAUUUUAUUUUUCUUGUAAUUUGUUUUGUUAGGUUGUAUGUUGAGAAAGUGUAAACAUAAUCCAGAAUGAUAAAGCUUCUGUACUGGUGCCUUAAUUUUUUAUUGGGUUUUGUACUUUUUCAGUUUCUUCUAUUGUAUUUUUACUUUCUUGUUGAUUUUCUUCAUAACUGCUUUAAAAAAUGUAAACCAUUUUCAAAGUUAAAAUUGAGGUCUUUUGAAAUACUUAAAUUGCAUUAAGAAACCUGAAUUUAACUUUUUUUUUUUGGUAUUUUAUUAAAAUAUUUUAUUGUUGCAAAAAGGUUUUUACUAGAACAGUUUUUCCAUACUGUUGAUUGGUUUUGUUCACCAAUAGGUUGAACUGAAAUCCCUUUAUUUUACAUUGAGUUGGCCUUUUUACAUUCCAGUUAGGGAUUUUAUCUUUAUCCCGUUAAAACACAUGGGGUCACAGUUGAAGCUUUUGUGUUUCUCCAAUAAAACAAAGUCCAACAACAUUGGACAGUGAACCUAAAACUCCUUAAGAAGGAUCAGUGGAAUAUUGUAAUUGUAGAAUUGAAAUGCGUUUUCAUGACAGAUUUUAAAUAACUUGGAUGUACAUCUCUAUGCCUCUGUAGAAGAAAGCAGGUUUUUGUGGUAAAGAGAGCAUGCCUGUGAUGCAUUUAAUGUGUAUUAAAAGCACAAAACGUUU
This is a messenger RNA of Oryzias latipes (Japanese medaka), 4902 nucleotides long. It is a transcript of the gene adam10a, whose product is annotated as ADAM metallopeptidase domain 10a. The record is from RefSeq and is a predicted model, not a curated record. Gene Ontology annotation, biological process: membrane protein ectodomain proteolysis; Notch signaling pathway. NCBI's taxonomy places the organism in Eukaryota, Metazoa, Chordata, Actinopteri, Beloniformes, Adrianichthyidae. Gene Ontology annotation, molecular function: metalloendopeptidase activity involved in amyloid precursor protein catabolic process. Gene Ontology annotation, cellular component: synaptic membrane; plasma membrane.